AACAAAUUACCGGCAAACAAUGCAAUGACAUCAUCCAUGUAUAGCAUACAAAGCUCCUGUCUUUAUUGCUUGUUCACCUGGUACUGAUGUACGGAGGGUGUAGAACAAAGGCAUGGAUCCUGAUUAUGCAGCGUUUGAAAGCUCUCUAUGCAAUGAAUUUAAGGAUUUCUGCAAGAAAAUUAGUGAUGCUUAUAAUGAAUUAAAAGAGGAUUUAACACCAUACAGAGAUGAUCGAUUUUACAGGUUGGCCCCAAUGCGACUGUAUACCUUGUCCAAGCGGCAUUUUGUUUUAGUAUUUGUUGUGUUUUUCGUAUGCUUUGGAUUAACUCUUUUUAUUGGUAUUGCAGGACCAAAUGUUAUUCAAGCCAACUCCACAGGGUAUGAAGUUAUUAACAAAUCUAAGGUGGAUCCAUUUAAAUUAAAUUCACCUGUCCUCUCUACAUAUAACCAACAACUAUGGUUGACAUGCAGAAUCGAUCUGGAUAAAGCUGAUGACUUCAGCAUCCAGACAAAUUUUACAAUGACUGUGCAAAUACACGGUGUAACCCCAGAUGCAACAGUGACCUUUAUCAGCAGUCCAGAACAUACCCGACCAAGAACAAUAAGAUGUGCACAGAAAUGUGAAGAGAUUAUUGUAGUGCAUCUGGGUUACUUGAACUACACUCAAUAUAAACUCCUUGUCAGCUUUGAAAAUUUGAAGCAGUUGUCCAUCAAAACAGUAACAUUUACUUGGAAAACCUACAGCCCAACAUUUUCCCAAGUGGAAAUUUGGUUUCGGUUUGUGUUUGUUGUGCUCACAUUUAUGGUGACGUGCCUGUUUGCACAUUCUUUGCGGAAAUUCUCAAUGAGAGACUGGGGAAUAGAACAGAAGUGGAUGUCACUACUUUUACCUCUGCUGCUUCUUUACAAUGAUCCGUUCUUCCCUCUCACCUUUCUGGUAAACAGCUGGUUUCCUGGCAUGUUGGAUGAUCUCUUCCAGUCACUUUUCCUUUGUGCACUUCUGCUGUUUUGGCUUUGUGUUUAUCAUGGCAUUAGAGUUCAGGGGGAAAGAAAGUGCUUGACAUUCUAUUUACCCAAGCUUUUGAUAGUCGGACUCUUAUGGCUUGCUUCAGUUACACUUGGAAUUUGGCAAACCGUGAAUGAGUUGCAUGAUCCAACAUAUCAAUACAAAGUGGAUAUAGGAAAUUUUCAGGGAAUGAAGAUUUUCUUUCUCAUUGUAGCAUCUUUGUACAUCUUGUAUCUCUUGUUCCUAAUCAUAAGGGCGUGUACAGAGCUAAGGAAUAUGCCUUAUGUUGACCUGAGGUUAAAGUUCUUAACUGCAUUGACAUUUGUGGUGCUUAUUAUAAGCAUUGUCAUCCUUUACCUGAGGUUUGGAGCACAAGUGCUACAGGAUAACUUUGUAGCUGAGUUGACAACUCAUUAUGAAAAUUCAGCAGAGUUUUUAUCAUUUUAUGGCUUGUUGAACUUCUAUCUCUACACACUGGCUUUUGUUUACUCACCAUCUAAGAAUGCCUUGUAUGAAUCUCAGCUAAAGGAUAAUCCAGCAUUUUCUAUGCUAAAUGACUCAGAUGAUGAUGUGAUUUAUGGAAGUGACUAUGAAGAAAUGCCACUUCAGAAUGGACAAGCCAUCAGAGCCAAAUACAAAGCAGAGUCUGACAGUGAUUGAGUUUUCCACAUCAUGAUGAGAGCCUUUAAAGAGCAGAAAGCCUUCCCACGUGCAGAUUUCUUGUGUGCAAGGCUCACCUGUUUAUCAAAGAAAACCGCUCCUUCCACAAAUGACUUUAUUUCCAUGAUGAAUAAAUAUAAAGUAGUGCAAGAAAGGCCUCACAAUGAGCCACAAUACGAUGAACAGAUACUUAUGUAUGCGUGACAGGGUUAAUCUUCACCUCAAACACUACAUUUAACCCUGGAAGGAUCAUGACAUUCUUUUCUCACUAAGGAACUUAACUAGCAUGUGUCAAAACCCUUAUACACUUCUAUUAUUUUGUUUAUGUAUUUUACCAAAACUUUUUAUUUAACAUCCCAUCAGUGAAGGAGCUGGCACUUUUAGGCCACAUUAUUUUUGCAUUACAUUUUCUUAUAUUUGGUCCCAUUUAUCAAAACAAAAUUUAGGUACAGUGCCUAUUUACAGAGUCAAUCCUUUCUUUUGUUUAAAAUGAUCACAUAUUUUCUUUGGUUUCAAUGAGCGAGCCUUAAUAUUGGGGAGGUGGUAGCUGUGAUCCAAAUACCCAGCGAGAAUGGGCCAUAGCGAUUUAUGUGUUUCAAAACAGUCCCCAAUGAAGAAUAACCCAGUUGUUCGCCUAGGAGCUUGACUAUGUUGUGCUUUAAGGUUAGAUGGUGGGUGGUAUAAAGUCUGCACUAGGGCAGGUGUCUUAGCUAUGCUAUUGAUAACUACACCGUAAGUAUAAGAGCUAACUACCCAUUACUAGUUAAAACAUUAUUUUAAAAGUCAUGAACAUUCUGCCACUUUUUAAAGGUACUUGUGUAGCUAAAUCUGCUGGUUCCAUCACACUGCUUUCCAUCAAACUGCUCAUGUUUGUGCAGCAUUUUCCCAAGUAGAGUCUGAGGGUUGGGGGGACCCUAUGGUCUCUGCAUGUAUAGUAUCUAGCUGGCAGAGGUGAGCAGAGCCUUACCCAUACAUUAAGGGGCAAUGGCCCUCCCCUGACUGAUUGACUGACUGCCUGUAGUAGGGAAAAGGCAGAUUAAAAGGACUCCUUGGGAAACCUGCCUAAUUCCCAAUUUUCAAAAUGGAAUAGUAAAAUCCCCUUUUUGUGUAUGUACCAGUAUAACUUUAAAUUAAGACUCUGCAUGGGUAGUAAAAAAAAAACCACAUGCUUUUCAGCCUUUUUUUUUUUUUCCUCUUAAUAGUCAUGGUUUGUGUAGUAUACAAGCACUUUAUUAAAUCUUUGCAGUAUAUUUGUAUGGUAUCUCUUAUCCUAGAAUCCUUGGGACUAGCUCUCCAGAUAAGGAGAGCACCAUGCCAAAACAUUUAAAUAUUGAUGAAAAUCCAUUUUUGUAUGUUUUUAAUUGGAGCAUUCUGGAUAGAUGGCACCUGGAUAAAAGAUCCCCAUGCAUGUAACAAUGACGUGUAUCCCUUUUGUUUGCCAUAAAGUAAAAUGCAAUAUUCAGAUGCACAGAAAGUCUAAUUUAGUCCUUGCAAUUAUAUGCACAACAAGCUUGAGAUAUAAAGUUCUUGUGCUGUCUGGUGAUAUCCAAUAAUGAGGGAGAUUUUAUGUAAAAUGACUGUAAUGCAAUGUAAAGGGUUUAACGUUUAAUCAAAUCCGAUAAGUGAAUAUAGCUUUACUAGCUAGCAUCAAACAAUGUGGGUUUACAGGGUCUGACCAGGCAGAGCAGUUUCUUUAAGCUUUAUAUUUUUCAGCUAAAGUGCAAGGGUACUGUAAGUUAAUUAUGCAAACAUGUCAGAAUCAGAAAAUGGCUUAGCAUAAUGUGCUGUCUAUGAAUUAUGUCCAAGGUGUCUUUUAUUUUCCUGGUUUUUAAGUUAUUUCACAUUCCAAUUUAGUUUCUGUAAGAUUGUACAAAAAUAUAUAGGGGCAGAUGUAUUAAAGAGUCAACUUCACUUUUGGUGACCAUUUUUUGCUCAAAUCACAACUGACAUUUUAUACUUGGUGUAAAUGUGAUUUUUAUUUGUCUGCUGAAUUUUGGCAAGCUUAAAAAAAGCUCGCGAAAAAUGUUAGCACGCGACUUACGUAAUGAAAAACAAUAUUCACUUACUCAGUUUUGCCAAGUAGAAAACUUGACCUUUAGUAAAUCUGCCCCAUAGUGUUGCCAAUGUGUUUUAAGAAACAACUUCAUUAAAUUGACAACUAUUCAUUAAGUGCAACUCAGGAAUAUUUUCCUUUCUUUCCUGCUUUAGACAUUAUUCUGUCUCCUCACAGUCUUUCAUAAAUGUUGGAAUCUGUUAUGCUGCUGUGUAUUACGGUUAUAUGUGUUGUGAUGGAAAUCUUUUUAACAGAUCAAGGAAAAUGAGACAAAAAUUAAAAUUUAUAAGAAAAA
This is a messenger RNA of Xenopus tropicalis (tropical clawed frog), 4014 nucleotides long. RefSeq names its product transmembrane protein 181 (gene tmem181). Gene Ontology annotation, cellular component: membrane. The record is from RefSeq and is marked provisional. Gene Ontology annotation, molecular function: toxic substance binding. Lineage: Eukaryota; Metazoa; Chordata; Amphibia; Anura; Pipidae.